Rhagoletis pomonella (apple maggot) is the source of this 886-nucleotide messenger RNA. RefSeq lists its product as uncharacterized. Lineage: Eukaryota; Metazoa; Arthropoda; Insecta; Diptera; Tephritidae. The coding region runs from base 224 to 862 and encodes 212 amino acids. The transcript is spliced from 2 exons. The record is from RefSeq and is a predicted model, not a curated record.
AUUCGAUGGUUUGGAAGCUAAAAUAGUAAAAUGCGACCAAUUAAACUUACAAGAACUCCCACAAACACAAAAUGAGUGGAGAAGAGAAGUUUCGGAUUUUUAUAACCUUUGGAACUUUCCGAACUGUAUAGGCGCUAUAGAUGGGAAGCAUAUUAAUAUUCGUCAGCCACCUGGAUCUGGAUCUUUUUACUAUAAUUACAAAAAAACAUUUUCCAUAGUGCUGAUGGCAGUGGUCAAUGCCAACUAUGAGUUUUUAAUGGUUGACGUUGGCAAAAAUGGCAGAGCAUCUGAUGGAGGCGUAUUUCGCGAAACAAAGUUUUUUUCAAAACUAGCAGCAAACACUUUAAAAAUUCCGAGCCCAGAGGCUCUUCCGGGAUGUGGUGAAAGAAUGCCGUUUGUGUUUGUAGCUGACGAUGCUUUUCCGCUAUCGGAAAAUAUUUUAAAACCAUUUAGUCACAACACUCUCAAAACAGAGGAGAUUAUCUUCAACUACAGGCUUUCCCGAGCACGAAGGAUUGUUGAAAAUGCUUUCGGCAUUUUGGCAUCCAGAUUUAGGAUCUUGUUACAAACUAUAAAUAUGUCACCAGAAAAAACCACUACUAUUGUGCUAGCUUGUUGCUAUUUGCAUAACUUUUUGAGGAAGCAAAAUGAGCGAACUUAUUUCGAAGGUGGUUUGGAUACGGAGCAAGUGGAAAUGGGCAUUAUCGAAUAUGCAGAUUGGCACAGUGGUCCAAAUCUUCAAAACCUUCAAGCUUCAACUUCUAGAAAUGCAUCCCGAAAUGCAAAACAAAUUAGGGAAAAUUUUUGCACAUAUUUUAACACAACUGGGUCAGUACCGUGGCAAAAUAAUGUUUUAAGAUAAGCAAAAUGAAUAAUAAAAAAUGCA